AUGUCAGCUAUUAUCAGUAAAGCCACCGGUUUAGUCAACGGACUCAUCACCAAAUCAACCGAAGUUGUAAAUUGUGGUAUUUAUUGGAGUAAAGUCGGUGCCGAAUUAGGAAAACAAGUCUACAAGACAGAAGGAUUAGCUCCACCAUCAGGUAAACAAUUUGAAACUGUUUAUCAACAAGCUUUAAAAUUCAUUAAAUCUCCAGAACAACAAAAGAAAUUCUUACAACAAGUUUCUGAAUUUAAACCAAGUGCUCAAUGUGCUGCUAAGGCUUCUAUUUAUGGUAUUCAAUUAGCUGCUUUCUUUUCAGUUGGUGAAAUGAUUGGUAGAAGACAAAUUGUUGGAUAUCCAUCUUUUGGUGAACAUCACCAUUAG
This is a messenger RNA of Hemisphaericaspora subhashii, 375 nucleotides long. RefSeq names its product F1F0 ATP synthase subunit g (gene ATP20). Gene Ontology annotation, molecular function: proton transmembrane transporter activity. The coding region runs from base 1 to 375 and encodes 124 amino acids. The transcript has a single exon. The record is from RefSeq and is a predicted model, not a curated record. Lineage: Eukaryota; Fungi; Ascomycota; Pichiomycetes; Serinales; Debaryomycetaceae. Gene Ontology annotation, biological process: proton motive force-driven ATP synthesis.